This is a messenger RNA of Populus trichocarpa (black cottonwood), 1838 nucleotides long. Its product is annotated as pathogenesis-related genes transcriptional activator PTI6. Gene Ontology annotation, biological process: regulation of DNA-templated transcription. The record is from RefSeq and is a predicted model, not a curated record. Gene Ontology annotation, molecular function: DNA-binding transcription factor activity; DNA binding. The transcript has a single exon. Lineage: Eukaryota; Viridiplantae; Streptophyta; Magnoliopsida; Malpighiales; Salicaceae. The coding region runs from base 522 to 1487 and encodes 321 amino acids.
AUACCCGCGCGCACUUGCCUCUUUCCUACUCCACUUCAUUUCCUUGCUUCUUUCAUUGAAUAAAUUCUCUCUCACCCUCUCCCCUCUCCCUCACACGCAGAGAGAGUGAAGAACACUGAACUCGCAGCAAGACGUUAUUCUUUUUCUCGUUUCCCACUAAAAGCUUCACACCCUUUUCGCCGUUUCAGGCUAGCCAACUUCUUCGUGAAAUCCAGGAGUUGCUGCUCCACAAAGCUAGCUCUAGCUUUACCUUCCCUCUUUCGUUACUGUAUUUAUAAGUACACCUUCCAACUCUCAAGAUCCAAUUAAUCUUAGUACAUAUUAAGUGGCUUCCUUCACUCUUCUUCAGUUUUUUUCUUCAUCUUUCACUUCAUUCAUCAGCCAGACAAAGCUGGCUAGCUAGACCAACUUGAGCUGGUCAAUACAUGGUUUUGCCUCUACGUCUUCACCCACUUCUUGAUCACAAAACCCAGCCCUUUCUACCACUCUUUCAUCUUCUAUCCCCCACUAAAUCAUAACCCAUGCUGAUCUACAACCCCAACACCAUGUCCGUACAAUCAAAAGUCAAAUUUACUGAACACGUAUUCGCCACUAAAAAGCUCAUCAAGAACCAGCAGCAGCAGCAUCCUUCUUCAAGGAUCCGCGGCCAAAGACUUGUUAGAAUCAUCCAUACCGACCCUGAUGCCACUGAUUCCUCCAGCGACGAAGGAGAAGAACAAGAACAGGAGAGGAGGUUUGUCAGGAGAGUGAAGAGACAAGUGAGUGAAAUAAGAUUGCUAGAGCAGGAGACAACAGCACCAGCAGCUCCUUCUUCAAGAACUUCAAAUGAUGAUCAUCGAGACCCAACAAGAAAGAGACCUUCUUCAAGACUACCGGUAUCCGACGUCACUCGCCGGAAAAACUUCAGGGGUGUCCGUCAGAGACCCUGGGGAAAGUGGGCUGCCGAGAUCCGUGACCCGACCCGACGGAAACGGGUCUGGCUUGGCACCUUCAACACUGCAGAGGAAGCUGCUACUGUCUAUGACAGAGCUGCAGUAAAACUAAAAGGUCCUGACGCCGUCACCAACUUUCCUACUAAAUCCGUUUUGACGGUGAGAGCUAACGUCGACGGUCCAAGUGACUUCCAGUGCGAGUCAUGUGACUCACCGUCUAGCAGUGGUGUUAACGUCAUGCCAUCACCCACGUCAGUCCUCCGUUACGAGGAGUUGACCCCGUUUGACCCUGUUUUGACCGAGAAGGCUAAGGUUAUCGACGAUCACCGCGAGUCAUGCGAGUCACCGUUAAGGUUAUCGAUGACUUCACCAACGUCUGUUCUUCGAUACGAGGAGUUAACGCCGUUUGAUAGUUUGGCUUACGGUGACGUUGACGCUUUUGGGUUUAAAAUUGACGUGCCGUUCGGCCUGCCGGAUUUAAUGUUUCCGGGGAAAUUCGUUGACGAGGAAGAAUUCGUUGACCUCGACGAUUUCUUGGUGGAGGCCAUUUGCUAAGAAAAUAUCUUCAAACGUGUGGUAAAAUAAUCAAUUUUGUGGAGGUUUAGGGAGUGUAUUGUAAAUUGACACUACCCAAACACGACGUGGCAUGUUACGAUUCGCGUUUGAAGGCGCUAAGAGAAUAGAAUGGCGCCUAAUAUAGAGUCGGAAUACCUAAAGUGCUCCUCUGUUUGAUGUUAGGUGUCUGGUUUGAUUAGUCAAACCACGGAGUGUAAUUGUAAAGUGGAGUAUUAAUUAGUCUGUAUUUAGCAAAUUAUAUGGAGAUUUUGUCACUCGUUGGUUUUAGUAAGGAUUUUUGUGUACUCAAGAUUAAUAUAAUAUUAUUCUUAAUUUCUAUGUAGCACAAAA